AAAUCAUAAAAAUCUGCGUAAGAUGUAUGAAAAGGCCUCUCCUUUACAAUAAAAAGUGUUUAAAUAAGCCAAAGUAUGAAUCAGGGCUUGAUUCAAACAUUAUUGAUUUGUCCAUUUAUGAUCGUAUAUAGAUUCAUAAUGGUUUUCAAGCGAUGUUUUUAAAUUAAAUACAAAACGGUGGCGUUAAAAGUGUUGUGUAUUAUUUCCUAAAUUAAGAUAAUUAUUACGCAUGUUUUGUUAAGUGAACAAUAGCCUUGUGGGAGAUCUUCAAUUAAGUUAAUGCAAGAUGCUUACAAUUUUUAUUUUUUACUCCAGUUAAUGUGUAGAAUACAGAUAUAAAAAGGAGAAAGGGAGUUUUUUGAUGAAAAAAUAUUUAUUGUGAAUAUUGAAAUAUAUUUUUCUAUUGUAAUAAGUUAGUAGCCAGAAGGCAUAGAUUAUUAGUGAAAUAGUAAAUGUAGAUCUAUUCACUAAGCUGAUGGGAGUGGAAUAAAAACAUCAGAUGUGCUUUAAGAAAUCAAUUUCCAAUGUUUUGUAUGGAUUAAGUGUUGCUACUUAAAGCAUUUAUAAAGUGGUGUCAUAAAAAGUGUUAUGUCUAAAUUUGAACAAAGACGCCAACAGGUUUUGACACCAGCGUUAGAAGGUAGUAAACCUAUUCGGCCCAGCAAUUCUCUCGUUCCUUACGGAUAUAGACCAUUUUCACAAGGAGACAGAGGGCCUGAUCGUCCUUUUACUCAAGAAGGGCGGGAGCCUCGUGGAUUCCGUGGCCGUCCGUUCACACCUGGUGGGAGAAACAUUAUGGGAUCGUAUCCAAGAGGAUUUCAUCCUGGAGUAUUUAAUGGAUAUCCGUAUAUGAAUGUAAUGCCAGCUGAGCGAGUUUCCGUGCCAACGUUACUACAACGACCAAGAAUGCCAUAUUUGGGACCUCCUUCUCUUAUGCCACAGUGGGGUGGUUAUUCCAUUGGUCCACAGUAUUUUCCAGAAAGGAAAGUAAUACCCGUACCUGUGAGAAUGCCGAAAUACAUCCCUCCGCCACAACCGCCAAUUUACAAUCCGCAGCCUCCGCCACAUCCUCCCACCAUACCUAUACCAAUUAUUGUCAGGAAAAAAAUACCCCAGCCUAUCCAGAUUAAACGAGUGCCAAUUAUUUUGCCAAAGAAAACGGUAAGGAAAAAAUCCAGUAGAACUUUCCCAGGGUCUGAACCCCUGGGAAGGUUCCGUUAUACAGCUCUUGCUGUUGUUUUUAUUGCACGCCUUAGAGCUAAUGUAAAGCAGAAUUUAUCCAACAGACCGAGCAGUACAUUCCUGUUUGGAAUCAUUUUGAAAGAAAUAGUUGCAGCUUUACAUAGAAUUUACCUUAAUCCAAAUGGCAAUAUAUACCCAGUGUUAAAUGACAUUAUUGGACCAAAUUGUUAUGAUUUAGCAUCAUUAGUACAUGGAGGUCAAAUUGAUGGGAGAGAAGAAAGUGUCCUCGUUCAAGAGCUGCAAUAUGUUAUAGAAAAUAUCAUAUAUCACAUCACUGAAAUCAUGCCUAGUACAGGUGUGUUAGGAACUCAUAGGAAGUCUGCAGUGUUUGAGUUAAUCAAGAGUGGGAAACGCUUUCCUAAUGGCUAUUUUUGGCAAGUAGAAAUGGAUAGACUACAAUUCACAGAACAAGGAAGAACUCACAAUGUGACAGACUCAGAAAGUUUUAUGUUGCUGCUUGGUAUAUUUAUAUCCAGAAGUCUUGUUACUACUAUUUUAAUGAAACCUUUGGACUAUGGUUUGUGUUCAGAACCAUUGUCAGAAGUAGCGGAAAGAAAUCUACGUAUUGUUGCAUCAGCAAUUCUAUUUUUAGUGCGAAGAAUAUCGAUACAGAGGGGCCGUGGGAUUAUGGAAAUGCCAUCGGAGAUCGGGAAGUACUUGUAUAGUGAUGAUGAAAUGCAGCAUGUGUACAGUAGACUAUCUAGAACAUUCAAUUAUUGUGAGGGUUUACUGAGGGAGUGGGGCACAGAGUACAUACGACGUUUGAGGGCCAGUUACAUGCAGAAACAGUAGAAUGGGGGAGUCGGGCACAGAGUACGUUUGGAAGCUAUAGAUUAUAGUAAUAUGCAGAAAAACAAUGGAAAAAUCCUACUGACAUUCAAUGUAUUUUUUAAGGAAAUGUGAUGUUUAAGUAUGAUAAUGUCAGUUAUCAAAUUAAUAGCAAGUUAUCUACAUUGUACAUACUGGAGCUAUAAUGAAACUGUGAUAUUUGAUUCAAAUGUGAUAUAUAUAUAUAUAUAUUAUGAUACCCAUAAAAAGGAAGCAGGCUGACAUAGAAACAACAGAAAAUUAAACUUUUAUUAAUUGAAUUAAGAUUGGUAUUGUUUUGAUGCAAUGAGUAUGAUCACUUUGAUCUGAGUUGAAAAGCAAGUUAUAAAUUGUAUACUUAAAAUUUAACUCUGUAUGUUGGAAUUGUCAAGUAAUAUUAUAAAAUAUAUGAAGACCAUAGUAACCAUUUUUAUUGAAAAACAAGUUGUUUUCUUUUGCAGAACAGUCAAUAUUGGUGCCUUAACAUGGCACUAUUGUGAAUUUAUAAUGUUCAACAUGUCUAUUUGAAUCAAGAACAAUAGAAAAUUGAUGCUUAGUGUGAAAUUUAUCAUAAAACUGUAAGAUAGGAAAAUACUAUGAUCCUCAUUGAUGAAAUGAUUAUAUGUACUGAAAUACAGACUGUACUGUUGAAUAUUUUAACUCAUAUACUGUGAAAUUUUGUGAUACCUAUUUGGAAACAAGUUAUAUGCAGUAAGAACAUGAUUGUUUAACACUACAUGUACAUGUACUAUUAUUAUUUGUAUGAUGAACUAUGAGUUUUCAAUUUUUUUUUUGCUUUAUUUUGAUCUGUGAUAAAAUUCUCAGGUCUUUUUGCAAGCAAUCUACCACAUGUGUUGGAAUAAAAGCUUAAAUGUGUUACUUGAUUUAGCUUGCAUGCUGCACAAACAUUGGUGUGAUGUAUACAAAUAUGAUUUAAAUACCUAUUUUUACUCAUUUUCUUUCCUGUGAGAUAAUGUAAAUACAAACGUAAAAAUAUUUGUUUGAAACAACUGGAUGUACAUCAAUUCCGCUUUAAUUACAUUAAAAUUAGGCUUUUUCGUCUUUUAACUGACAUGUUUGCUUAUAUUGGCAAGGGCACAUAACUCUGUCAUAAAUUUUGACAAAAUUAUGCCCCUUUAGUUAAGUUUUUCAUAAUACCCCCCUUUUAAGGUAUUGUUUUGUUACUUGGAAUGGUUGUUAAUGACCAUCAUCUUUAUUUAUAGUCAAGUGGACAUAACUCUGUCAUUAAUAUUAACAUUGUUGUGGCUAUAUACUUUCACUCACAUGUUCGGUUAAAUUUUUCAUAUCACUUCCAUGCAAGAGGACAUAACUCUGUCAGAAUUGUGCCUCUUUUUCGACUUUCGGAUAUGUUUUUUUGUACCAUUCAACAUUUGUCGUAUAGUCGGGGUUAUUGCUUUAAAGCUUUGAUUUUUUUGAGUGAUUAUAAAUCCCAUAUGCAGAAAACUUAACACAAGUGAUUUGAGUCAUUCUGCCAAGAUAUCAAUUUAACAACUUUCCAUGUUAUUAUCAACCUAUUACUGAGAAGUGAAUUUUGUGCAUAUUUUUUAUACUAUUUUAGCUAUUUGCUGUGGAUAGCAGUCUUGAUUAAAAAGCUCAAUUUGUACACUUGUAAAUCGUUUUUACUCAAAAGUGGAGUUUUUAAAUUUUUAUUUACUUUCAACACAAAUCUGGAGUCACGCAUUUUUAAUAUUUACAACAUAUAUGAUAGUUAUGAGUGCAGAAGUUUGGUUUUCAUAUACCACCAGGGAUUUAUCAAUUUCUGAAUUUUGAGGAAAAUUGAAUAUGUGCAUACAUUAUAUCAUGUAUUUAUUAUUUAUUUAUACCUUUACCCUUGUAAUGUGAUGUCAUUUUAUAAUUUAGUGAUAUUCUCCUGAAUGUAUGAAUAAAAUGUAUGUUAAGUUGUCAA
This is a messenger RNA of Ruditapes philippinarum (Manila clam), 3976 nucleotides long. RefSeq lists its product as uncharacterized. Bases 589 to 2034 code for a protein of 481 amino acids. Lineage: Eukaryota; Metazoa; Mollusca; Bivalvia; Venerida; Veneridae. The transcript has 11 exons. The record is from RefSeq and is a predicted model, not a curated record.